CCAUGACAGUCAGCUGAUUUACCCCACGUGACUUGGACUUUACGGAAAAGAAAACCUACCAUGGCAGGAUCUGAGUCGUCAAGUAAAUUGCGUACUAUCAUGGCCUUUAUUGCUCUUUUAUUUCCCCUUUUAUCUACUGGACAUUGCAGCAGUCAGGUACCACUUGUAAUGUGGUCCAGUGAAGGGUACACCUUGCCACCCAUGGCAUCUCCAGCUGCUGGUCACAUAAUAUCUAAUGACCAACUGAUGUCCUACCUAAAUUCUGCUCUGGGGUCUGCCCCACACAACGUGCUUCUCUUCCUACAGGACAAGCUGAGCAAAGAUGACUUCACAAGGUAUGGGGGUGUUUUUGGAAACAAUCAUGAGAGUGCCUUUCCCAACCUGGAGUCUGCAUUACAGUCUUCCUCUUCGUUGGUGCUGCCUGCCCUGUCAUGGCUUGGUGCUAGUGCCGUCCCAGGUCUGCUACAGGAGAAGCUGGGUGUUUCCCCACUCAGCGUAGACCCAGACACACUGGCGCAUCUCCGACUCAAUGCAUCAGACAACACUCUGCUGCUUAUCAUCCUGCCCUAUUCUACUAGUGCUUACCUGUCCUGUAAGGAAGUCCUGCGUAGCAAUGAUGAGGUCAUUGGUAAAGUUCUGAGCAUCAUGAAAGCCCAGGGUGUUCCCUACACUGCUAUUUACACUGGACUCAAGCCCUCACGAGUGAUUGAGGAGCCAUCCAUGGUUGGCCAGUCUUCUAUGGGCCGGUCCUUGCUGCAGGCGGUUAUCGAUGAGGUCAAACCUCCUUUGAUGUUUAACACUACUAGUGGCCCUUGCAUCAUGCUCUGGGCCCAGAAUCUCAACGUCAGCUUUAAUAACCUGGAAUGGAUUGACCUCGGUCCAUUGACCUUUGCUCCAGGUGGCUCUGUGAGCACGGCUGGGUCCUUCUGUAAUGAAACAAAUUCACAGCUUGUCCUUGAUUAUGGAAGUUCUGUUCCAACGUACAACCCCUUCCGUCUCAUCUUCUCCAUGAGCCAGCGGCGCUACCCUGUGUCUGCACGAAACUGGUUCACCCUGGACACAGUGCAACUGCUAUUCAAUGCCGAUACAGCCAUUUACAAUGGCAGCCGGGGCAUCUACGCCCCGGCAGAGUACUCCUUCCACUGCCAGAAUGUCAACAACUUCCGUAAUGCACUGCUUGUGCCCCGCACUCAGAAUGCUACCCAGUGGAGGAUUCUCUUCACCGACUUCCAGAUCCAAGGCUUCAGUAUACUGAACAAGACAACAGUUUUCUCCUAUGCCAGUGACUGUGCUGGCUUCUUCACACCAGGGAUCUGGAUGGGCCUGAUCACCUCUCUGCUGAUGCUGCUAAUCCUCACCUACGGCAUGCACAUGAUCAUGCAGCUACGCUCCAUGGACCGCUUUGACGACCCUAAAGGCCCCUCAAUCUCAGUGCCUCAGUCGGAGUAAUGAAGACAAGAGAAAGCCCCUGAGCCUGGUCCCAGAUCUGUUUGUGCUGUCUUGCCUACCCCUAUGGUCAUUGUCGUGUGACAUUGACCAUGUGACAAUGUAAGUUGGCAAGACGACACAAACAGAUCUGGAACCAGGCUAACCCCUCCACUCCCCUAACUUAUGUUCCCUCCUUUUGAUUUGCUCAUGACUUAUUCGAUAUAUUCUAUUGUCAUUCGCUUACUUGCUUUAGCCACCUCCACCCUGUUCUCUGAUUGUCAGCAUUGAGCAUUCCCAUCCUCUUAGUCUUUGUCAAAUCACAUUUUAUUCGUCACAUGGUUCGUAAACAACAAGUGUAGACUAACAGUGAAAUGCUUUCUUAUGGGCCC
Messenger RNA from Salvelinus sp. IW2-2015, 1817 nucleotides. RefSeq names its product V-type proton ATPase subunit S1. The record is from RefSeq and is a predicted model, not a curated record. NCBI's taxonomy places the organism in Eukaryota, Metazoa, Chordata, Actinopteri, Salmoniformes, Salmonidae.